AGGAAGCGGACUACACGUCGAGAUGAGCGCCUUCUUCGAGCAAAAGGUCAAGGCGCCAGUCGUCAAGCUGCUCAAGUCUGGCGCCUCCCCCAGCAGCAUCGCGCUGGCCAUGGCCUUCGGCGUCUCCGGCGGCAUCUUCCCCGUCCCUGGCGUGACAACGGUGCCCGUCAUGGCCGCCAUCUUCCUCUUCCGCCUGAACCCCGUGGCCGCUAUGCUUACCAACUACCUCGUCACGCCACUCAACAUCGCGUCUGUCCCCGUUUUCAUCUACUACGGCAACGCCGUCUUCGGCGGAGGCGACGGAGAGGGCGAGUUCGCCAUCAGCAGCUUCAUGGAGGACAUCAAGACGGACACCAUCAACACGCUGCUGCGUUUCCGCUUCACACUGCUGCACGCCAUCUACAUGUGGCUGCUGGUCAUGCCCGUGCUUACGCUCGUUAUCUACGGCGUGCUCACGCCCGUGCUACGUCGCGUCAUGCCCAAUCUUGCAUUUCGACGCGUCUUCAAUUUCGUGUUAUCGCAGCUAUUGUCGGGUAGCACAUACAGAGCCCUUCUCUUUGAGACGAAGAGCACAUACAUAGAUGAGUUUUGGUGUGUUGUUUGCCCGGCUACUCCUUGAGUUCCUCGAAGCUAGCGCUGCGGGGCGUCGAGAUAGCUGCGCGCUCUGGGGGGCUGAGCGGCGAGCAGUUCUCAUCAAUUCUGACGGCAACGUGGACAGGAAGCACGUCCUCCUCCGUGGGCACAGAAGCAUACACCUCGCCGCAGUGAUCAGCCGUGCUUGGGCGCUGUUGCUCCAAGCUGUAGCCAGCGUACACCAGCAGGGCAUCUUCUUCGCGCGAGACGACGUGCUCGUCGUAGUCCCGAGACUGGUAGUCGACGUGCACGAACGCACGCUCCACCUCGUCCAGGUUCUCCACCUUGAAUUGAAGCUGCAGGGCGAUGUCGUGUGCUGCCUUCACCGACAUUUCUGCGGGCACGACCACCUCCAGCUCCACGAGAUACUUGGAGCCAAAGUGAUAAGCGCGCACAAUGUCCAACGCCAUGGACGGGUGGUGGUGGCUGCACAGCUCCUUGACCUCCUGCA
Molecule: messenger RNA, 1084 nt
Organism: Phytophthora sojae
Lineage: Eukaryota; Oomycota; Peronosporomycetes; Peronosporales; Peronosporaceae
Exons: 4
Coding region: 23-619 (198 amino acids)
Source: RefSeq, a predicted model, not a curated record